Danio rerio (zebrafish) is the source of this 1994-nucleotide messenger RNA. NCBI's taxonomy places the organism in Eukaryota, Metazoa, Chordata, Actinopteri, Cypriniformes, Danionidae. The record is from RefSeq and is a predicted model, not a curated record.
UUUGUUUAAAUGUGUUGCUAUGCAGUUGCUAGGUUGUGCUGGGUGUUUCCAUCACUCAUUGAUAAAAUGCUUUAGUUUCUUAACCAGAAGCAGAAAUGUGUGUUGCUGUGCAGACGAUGGGGUGUGUUAAAAGUGUUUCUAUAUGGUUGCUAAGUAUUUUUACUGUCUUGCCAUGUGGUUGCUACAGUGUUCUGAGUGUUUAGUGUGUUGCCAUGGCGUUUAAGUGUGUGUCUAUGUGGUUGCUAGGGUUUUUAGAUGUGUUUUAUGUGUUGAUAUGUGGUUGCUACAGUGUUCUGGGUUUGUUUAGUGUUUUCUAUGUGGUUGCUAUGGUGUUCCAAGUGUUUAGUUAGUUGCCAUGGUGUUUUAGUGUGUUUCUAUGUGGUUGCUAGGGUUUUUGGAUGUGUGUUAUGUGUUGCUAUGUGGUUGUUACAGUGUUCUGGGUUUGUUUAGAAUUUUUAUAUGUGAUUGUUAGGGUGUUUUGAGUGUUUAGUAUGUUGCCAUGGUGUUUUAGUGUGUUUUAAUGUGCUUGCUAGGGUUUUUUGAGUGUUUAGUGUGUUGCCAUGGUGUUAUGGUGUGUUUCUAUGUGGUUGCUAGGGUUUUUGGAUGUGUGUAAUGUGUUGAUAUGUUGUCGCUACAGUGUUCUGGGUUUGCUUACUGUUUUUCUAUGUGGUUGCUAUGGUUUUCCAAGUGUUUAGUUAAUUGCCAUGGUGUUUUAGUGUGUUUCUAUGUGGUUGCUAUGGCUUUUGGAUGUGCGUUAUGUGUUACUAUGUGGUUGUUACAGUGUUCUGGGUUUGUUUAGAAUUUUUAUAUGUGAUUGUUAGGGUGUUUGAGUGUUUAGUGUGUUGCCAUGGUGUUUUAGUGUGUUUCAAUGUGGUUGCUAGGGUGUUCUUGGUGUUUCUGUACUGUUUAUAGUGUAUUGGAUCUUCUAAUAUGUGAAAGUGACUGAAGCUUCUGCUUGUUAUUGUGUGUAUUGCAGGUCAGUGUUGAAGAUGGUAUCUCCUGCGAUCGCCUUGGCUUUUCUUCCUCUUUUACUCACUCUGAUUAUCCGUUACCGUUAUUACUUUGUGCUGCUGUAUCGAGCGGUGCUGACCCGCUGGGUGCGGGACUGUUUAUCGGGCAUCAGUCGAGAGGAACGGGCCUUUCAGUACAUACUUACCCACGCAACACCUGGAGACUCGCAGAGCAUCCUGGACACCUUCGACACGUGGUGCAGUAAAGUGGAGUUCAUCAGCAACAUCGGGCCCAAAAAAGGGAAGAUUCUGGACCGUCUGCUGCAGGAGAACUGCCCGAUCACUGUGCUGGAGCUGGGCACUCACUGCGGUUACAGCACUGUCCGCAUGGCCCGCUCACUGCCCAUUGGUGCCCGCAUUUACUCUGUCGAGAUGGACCAGAGGAACGCCCAGGUGGCAGAGAAGAUCAUUCGACUCGCAGGAUUCGAUGACGAUAUGGUGGAGCUGAUCCAGCGUCCAUCUGAUGAAGUGAUCCCGCGUCUGCGUGAGGAUCUGGGCGUGGAGCGUCUGGAUCUGGUGCUGAUGGACCACUGGAAGCGAUGUUACCUGCCUGAUCUGCAUCUGCUGGAGGACAGCGGUCUGAUCGGCCAGGGCUCCAUCAUCCUGGCCGAUAACGUCAUCUUCCCCGGAGCACCCAAUUUCCUGCGCUACGCCCGGCGCUGCGGCCUGUAUGAGGUUAGAGUUCAUCGCGCCACGCUGGAGUACAUGCGCGGCAUCCCCGACGGCAUGGCGGAGCUCACUUACAUCGGCAUCAAGUAAAUAGUAAUCAUCAUUGCUCACAUUUAUAUGGCGCUUUUCUGGACACUCAAAGCGCUUUUGUGGGGGAAUAUCAAUGUCAUCCAAAGAACAUUAGUGAAGAGAUGACCUUAUAAACCCGUAACAGCAUGGUGUCACUAAUAAGACUCAUCAUCAAGUAAAAAUUGCAACACUUGAGGUUUUUUGAGGUUUUGAUUAGAAAGAUAAUAAAUAGAAAUUCACAAUGUU